This is a messenger RNA of Bombina bombina (fire-bellied toad), 6899 nucleotides long. RefSeq names its product TIAM Rac1 associated GEF 1 (gene TIAM1). Bases 415 to 5187 code for a protein of 1590 amino acids. Gene Ontology annotation, molecular function: protein binding; guanyl-nucleotide exchange factor activity. Gene Ontology annotation, biological process: small GTPase-mediated signal transduction; positive regulation of axonogenesis; activation of GTPase activity. The record is from RefSeq and is a predicted model, not a curated record. Gene Ontology annotation, cellular component: synapse; cytosol; plasma membrane. The transcript is spliced from 28 exons. Lineage: Eukaryota; Metazoa; Chordata; Amphibia; Anura; Bombinatoridae.
ACAAGUCCUCCCUCCCCCUUCAGAAUGAAAAGCGAUACCUGUCUUGCCUAUUCCCCUGGAGAAGAGGGGAGGAGAUCUGUAAUAGGUUAGAGCAGCUCAGUUUAUUUAGCUCCAAGGAAGUGACCAGGAGCCUUACAGAUUUGGAGUUUACAAAACAAACUUGGGUCAGAGCUGUAUUUUUGUGGAGAUUUUGCUUGUGCUUAUUACGUGUUAUACUGAAUGUUACCCUCCCUGUCCUUGCAAGGAAUACCAGAAUGUACUCAACAGCCCAGGUCCCGCACAGUAUAUGCUACAGAUCUACCCUGAACAUAACCUUUUGUCCGUCUACAAGAAGAAAUGAAUUUCCCAGAGCAGCAGGAAUUGUUUACUAAGUGAUGCUAAAUACAUUUUUAUUUUGUCACAGAUCCUAAAAUCAUGGGAAACGCAGAAAGUCAAAAUGUAGAAGCUUUGUAUGGGAAAGAUCACCCUGGCCUUGGCCGUAAGCACACAUCCCGUUCACUUCGUAUCAACAAAACUUCUCGCAGAACUCGGCAUGCUUCCUCAGGAAAGCCUGUGCACAGAAAGUCAGAAGUCAGCAACAGGUCCAGCAGUACUCCCAGUAUCCCACAGUGCUUAGCAGAAAAUGGCAUGGAACCUUACUCCCAGGAUGCUAACAUGGAUGACUUUGACAGUCAGGUAUGGGCAGAUAUGGGUUUAAGACCUGUGUCAUAUCAUACAGAUUCCUCCGUUACUCCUAGUCUAAACAGCAGCACAGUUCUUACAGCGGCCUCUGUUCAGAGCAUUCAAGACUCAGAGGAAAGUAGGUUGUAUGAAGAUUCCACUUAUUAUGUUGAAGUAGAUGGUAGAUCCCAAAAUUAUUCAACAAAUGGGUCAGGUCUCUUGGAAACAGCAAGUUUUAAGAAGAAAAGAUCUAAAUCUGCAGACAUAUGGCGAGAGGACAGCUUGGAAUUUUCCCUCUCUGAUCUUAGCCAAGAACAUUUAACUAGCACUGAGGAAAUAUUAUGCUCCACAGAGGAUAAAGACUGUGAGGAAACAAGGAUGGAUAAGGUUGACAGUCCAAAACAAAUGGACUCUCUCCAACGUGCCAACUCUUUAACGGACCUGUACCCUCAAAAGACUCCUCAUGUAUCAAUCAAUGGUGUUCCCAGGAGUAAGUUUAUGAUUUACUGUCGGAAUUUGGUAUCUCACUCGCCAGAAGCGGAGAAAUACAAUAUGGCACCUGCUUCUAUGGACAAUAGCCCAUCAUACAGUAAUUAUAACACUCUUCCCUGCAGGAAGUCACAUUGCCUUUCUGAAGGUGCUACCAAUCUAAAACUUAGCCACAGCAAUAGCAUGCAUGGCCGGAGAGCAAAGACAACUCAGGAUGUGAACACUGGAGGUGAAGGAAGCGAAUUUACAGACAGCGGAAUCGAAGCAGCAACUACAGACACAGAUAUUGUUUCCAGAAGGUCAAAUAUCACAACUUCCAGCUACUCUCCCACCACAAGUCGGGCAUUUAUUGGAAGUGACAGUGGCAGCAGCUCUACCGGAGAUGUCUUGCGUCAAGGAGUGUACGAGAACUUUAGGCGGGAGUUGGAAAUGAGCAGCGCCUGCAGAGAAAAUAUAGAGGAGGCAAAUUCAGCACUAAGUGAUGAACAAAGCAGCGGCACUUUAAGCUCACCUGGCCAAUCUGAUAUUCUCUUGACUGCUGCCCAAGGGACGGUUCGCAAAGCCGGGGCAUUGGCUGUGAAAAACUUCUUAGUUCACAAAAAGAAUAAGAAGGUGGAAUCUGCAACACGGAGGAAGUGGAAGCACUACUGGGUAUCCUUAAAAGGAUGUACGUUGUUCUUUUAUGAGAAUGAUGGCCGUUCUGGAAUAGACAACAGCAGUAUCCCAAAGCAUGCCGUGUGGGUGGAAAAUAGCAUCGUUCAAGCGGUUCCGGAGCACCCAAAGAAAGACUUUGUGUUCUGCCUCAGCAAUUCCCUGGGAGAUGCCUUCCUUUUUCAGACAUUCAGCCAAACAGAACUGGAAAACUGGAUUACUGCCAUUCACUCGGCUUGUGCCACCACAGUGGCAAGACAACAUCACAAGGACGACACGGUCAAGCUACUUAAAUCUGAGAUCAAGAAACUGGAGCAGAAGAUUGAUAUGGAUGAGAAAAUGAAGAAGAUGGGAGAAAUGCAACUUUCUUCUGUCACAGACACUAAAAAAAAGAAAACUAUUCUGGAUCAGAUUUUCGUCUGGGAACAAAACCUGGAACAGUUCCAAAUGGAUUUAUUCAGAUAUCGCUGCUAUUUAGCCAGUCUCCAAGGGGGAGAGCUGCCCAAUCCAAAGCGACUCCUUGCUUUUGCAAGCCGGCCAACCAAAGUUGCCAUGGGCCGUCUUGGAAUUUUCUCAGUGUCCUCAUUUCAUGCUCUGGUGGCAGCUCGCACUGGAGAGUCUGGAGUGAGGAGACGCACACAAGCAAUGUCUCGGUCUGCAAGCAAGAGGAGAAGCAGGUUUUCUUCUCUGUGGGGUCUUGACACAUCAUCUAAGAAGAAACAUGGAAGGCCUAGCAUUAAUCAGGUUUUCAACGAUGGGUCAGAAUCUGUCAAAAAGUCACUGGAAGGUAUAUUUGACGAGACUAUGUCAGAAGACAAGAAAGAAAAAGAAGUAGAAAUUGUAGCCGUCCUUCCGCACAACCCUGAAACUGACCUCUGGGUGCACGAAUACCUAACGCCCUCGUGGGUGUGUCUGCCUAAUGAUCAGCCCGUGCUCAUGGUGAUUCACCCCGAAGACACCGCCAAGGACGCAUUGGACGUUAUAUGCAAGGCACAUCAGCUGGACUACACCGCUCAUUAUCUGCGACUGAAAUUCCUGACCGACAGUCACAAACAGCACUAUAUUCCUAAACCAGAAGACGAGAUCUAUGAAUUGCUUUAUAAGGAAAUUGAAAUCUGUCCAAAAAUCAUACAGCACAUUAAGCUUGAGAAGAAAGCGAAUUCUGCAGACAACUUUGGCUUUUCCCUGUGUUCAGUGGAAGAAGAAGGCCGACAUCACCUGUAUAUAAAUAAAGUGAAGGAGUCUGGCUUGGCAUUUAAGAAAGGACUGAAAAUAGGCGAUGAAAUACUGGAGGUCAAUUCAGCUACAGCAAGAGAUCUGAAUUCUGUUAUGUUAAAACAUUUAUUGGCCAAGUCUUUAUUGUGCCUUACCAUCCGUACUUGCCCAGCAGUGGAUGAGAACCAAGGAAUGCUGGGAACUCUACCCCGGCGAUCAGAGACCGAUUGCAAUGACCUGGCACUCUUCUUCGCCAGUCGAGCAUGCAAUGACCAGGACAGUUGCAGUGAGACCGCCCCAGAGGAGAUUGAAGUUCAGCUGGAAGUUACCGAUGAGGUUGAUGCCAUUAAUAAAAGCACAGAACAGGUUGCUGCAUUUUGUCGCAGUCUUCAUGAGAUGAAUCCUUCUGAAGCUUGCUUGACUCCUUCGGAAUUUACAGGACAACAGCUAUCAACCAUGAGACAAUUAACAGAUGCCGACAAACUGCGCAAGGUUAUCUGUGAGCUGCUCGAGACGGAGCGCACGUAUGUCAAGGAUCUAAACUGUCUAAUGGAAAGAUAUCUUAAACCUCUGCAAAAAGAAACAUUUCUUACUCAAGACGAGCUUGAUGUGCUCUUUGGAAAUUUAACAGAGAUGGUGGAAUUCCAAGUUGAGUUUCUUAAAACUCUAGAAGAUGGAGUGAGGCUCGUACCAGACCUAGAAAAGCUGGAAAAAGUUGAGCAGUUCAAGAAAGUUUUGUUUUCCCUCGGUGGAUCGUUUCUGUACUAUGCUGACCGUUUCAAGCUAUACAGUGCCUUUUGUGCCAGCCACACAAAGGUUCCCAAAGUCUUAGUCAAAGCUAAAACAGAUCCCAAUUUUAAAGCAUUUCUGGAUGCUCAAAACCCAAGGCAGCAGCACUCCUCAACCCUGGAAUCCUACCUGAUCAAACCCAUCCAGCGAAUACUGAAAUACCCACUGCUCCUAAAGGAGCUGUACUCUCUGACGGACGCGGAAAGUGAGGAGCAUUACCAUCUGGAUGUGGCCAUUAAAACAAUGAAUAAAGUGGCGAGUCAUAUUAAUGAAAUGCAGAAGAUUCAUGAGGAAUAUGGAGCGGUGUUCGAUCAGCUCAUUGCAGAACAAACUGGAGAAAUAAAAGAGGUGGCAGACUUGUCUAUGGGGGACUUGUUUUUGCAUAACACUGUAGUUUGGCUAAACCCACCUGCGUCUCUCGGGAAAUGGAAAAAGGAUCCAGAACUAGCAACAUUUGUUUUUAAGACCGCAGUAGUUUUGGUUUACAAAGAUAGUUCCAAGCAAAAAAAGAAACUUGGUGGAUCCCAUCGUGCAUCAAUGUUUGAGGAUCGAGAUCCAUUUCGGUUCCGUCACAUGAUUCCUACUGAGGCUUUACAAGUUCGAACUCUGACAACAUCAGAUGCUGAAACUAACGCAGUAUGUGAGAUUGUACACGUGAAGUCUGAGUCUGAAGGCCGGCCAGAAAGAGCCUUUCAUUUAUGUUGCAGCUCCCCAGAGGGUAAAAAGGAAUUCCUUAGGGCUAUUCACUCCAUUCUCCGUGACAAGCAAAGGAGACAGCUACUGAAAACUGAAAGUUUACCCAACUCCCAGCAGUACGUUCCAUUUGGAGGGAAGAGACUGUGCGCGUUGAAGGGCGCUCGCCCGGCUAUGAACAGAGCAGUUUCGGCUCCCAGCAGGUCUCUUGCCAGAAGACGAAGACUUGUUAGAAACAGAUUUACUAUUGACUCAGACACUGUCUUUUCAACAAGUCCAGAUAAGGAAUCUGAACCUGAGACUGACGCCAAACCCCCACAGCAGGCAACCACUGGCGGUGACACUGACCGCUGGGUGGAAGAGCAGUUUGAUUUAGCUCAAUAUGAGGACCAGGACAAUGUUAAAGAAACAGACAUUCUCAGUAGUGACGAUGAGUACUGUGAGUCUAUUAAAGGAGGCUCUAUGGAAAAGGAUUUGAGUGACCAACUUGAAGCCACUUCGAUUUCCAGCAAUCCGUGCGAAAGCAAAGUCCACAACGCAAAGAGUUCUCAUGCAUCUCGCAUGACUCAACUUAAGAAACAAACCGCAUUUUCUGGUAUGAACUGUAGCAUUGAGAGUAAUACAGAGGAAGUCAUAUGGGUCAGACGUGAAGACUUUGUACCUGCCAGGAAGCUAAAUACGGAGAUCUGAAACAUUCUCUUUGAAUUCUUUUUUAAAAGGUCAAAAUAGUUGGCAGCCUUCCCCUUCAUGCACUGUGGAAAGUUAACCUUCUGACUGCAUCCUUGCACACAUAUGAGAUUGGCAGCUAAAAAGGCUACAGGCCACUUAUGGAUUAAAAAAAUCAUGUUACACAAGCAUUUAUUUUAUCUGUAAAGCAUGAGCUGCUUUUAUUUUUUUUCCUAAUAUUUAUUACAAAACAAUCAGGGUUGGAAAGAAAAGGGUAAUGUACAUAAAUGACUGGAAAGCAAAGGUCUAUGGGACUUUUCAGUUCCAAAAAAGAUGUAAUGUGAUAGCACAAAGAUCAAAGAAGGGACUUGUAUUGUGAUUAGUCAGAUAGUCCUUAUAGUUCAUGUUGCCUCUUUAUUAGCGCAGCAUUUCCUUUCUUUCCUUCCUCAAUGUUAGACUACUGUAAACUUGUAUUUUAGGAGUGUUUGAGGGGUAAUUUUGAGGUUUAUGUUGUAAAGCUGUUUUCCUUUUUGGUAUUUUGCUUGUUAUAUAAUAUAAAUAUUUUGAAUUGUUAAUUUUUACAUUUUAAAGAAAAUAUCUAAUGAUGCCAAACUCUUACUAGAGAUCCAACCGAAACACUUGAAAAUAAAAUAUAUCUUAUUUUGUAUUUAUACAUUUGUAAAUCAGGGACACCAGGGGAAAGGGGGCAUUUUACAUUGUAAACCUGCAGAUUACAGAUAUCUAGUCUUUCAUAGGGGAUAGGACAUAGUAGUUUUAUAUACAUAUAUAUAUAUAUUUAAUAAAGAGAAACGCCGACAACCUAUGUAGCUCUCUAAUUUACAUAUCCUAAUUUUAACUCAUUCUUCAAUUUCCUAAGAAUUGCACAGAAUUACACUUAUGAACAAACACAUUACUACAGACCAUUGGAACAAUAUUUUUCUUGCACUCGAGCCUCAGAAAUUCAGGUUAUUUUACCAUCUUCCAAAUUUUUCCUCUUUGACCAGUUUUGUUUUUUUUUUUUAAGUUUGAAAACCAAGACGACAACAACAGCAUUUUGUCUUUUUUAUUUUUAUUUUUUUUAGAAAUAGAGUGUUGUUUAUUUGUAUGGCAGUGCACAUUUAAGAAAAUGGUAUUGUGCGAAGAUUUUGAUUUGAAGUAGUCAUUUUGUGAUACAAUUGAUGGAAAUAGUUGCUUAACCCUUUCUUUGACAGGGGAAGCUUUAAAUCAAAGUGUACUUCCAGAAAUUGCUGGGCCCUGUAGCACAGAAGAGGUUAAGCACUAUUUGCAUAACUAUAGCUAUCAUUCCAUUGUGACAUGUGACCGUACAUCAGUUGUAUCAUUGCCACUCUGCUGCUUACAAUCUUAGUACAUAUUAUUUUGGUUAGUGUUACAGUGAAUUUUGCUGUCCAUAAGCUAAGCUUUUUUGAAAAUCUUAUCCUUUGUAACUCUAUUGUCAUUUUAUACCAUCUGCAGUUCACUUGUGUAUGGCCCAAUUAAUAGUACAAGGUUAAGCAGUCCUGUCGUGUACUGUACAAAGCAGAAUAUGGUCAAUUGUGAAAAACUGGAAAGUCUGGUGCUUUAAAGGUACCAUUUUAUGUACAUAUUGUUAUGACAUGUCAAUGUCAAAUGUUCUUAUAUAUUUCUUUUAUAAGCUGAAAGAAGGUCUAUUUUUAUGUUUUUAGUUCAUUGAAUGAAAGUUGUAAAUGCUUGUCAAACAAUAAAAUAUUAAAGAAAAA